This is a messenger RNA of Malassezia globosa CBS 7966, 882 nucleotides long. RefSeq lists its product as uncharacterized. The coding region runs from base 1 to 882 and encodes 293 amino acids. The record is from RefSeq and is a predicted model, not a curated record. NCBI's taxonomy places the organism in Eukaryota, Fungi, Basidiomycota, Malasseziomycetes, Malasseziales, Malasseziaceae. The transcript is spliced from 3 exons.
AUGUCGGAACCGCCACCUUACUCAGAAUUCGAUCCACACCCGCGUCCACACCCUUGCCAGCGACAGCCAAGCCCGUCGCAAGCGCGCCCUUCGCCUGUUGUUCCGGAGUUCAUAUCUGCGGCUCGUGCGUCCAUUCCAGUCGGCCAAGCGUCAAUCCCCGUCAGGCAAGGACAAGUACCUCCCAUACACCCAUCAGGGCACAAUGGUACAGGCAUAGUACGUGAUGUGUGCGAGGACCAAUUGGAACUUCUGCGCCAGUACGACACUAUCUUUGUGAUUGACGAUUCCGCAUCGAUGCAAGUAAAUGAGCAACCAGAUGGAUCUAUCGGCCCUAGUCGAUGGGAAGAAGCAUGCCGAGCCUUGUGUGAUUUUGUACGUCUUGCCUCCAAGUAUGAUGAUGAUGGCAUCGAUGUGCAUUUUAUCAACAAUGACAAGUCGUUACUCCAUUGCCGGGACCCCCGCGACCUAGUGCGUCUGUUCCAUGACGUGGUGCCCUCGGGAGCGACGCCCACAGGAGAACGGCUCGAGAUUCUACUCCUUGACUACCUGGAUGCGAUCGAACAAACAGCUGAGACACGUAGACGAGGCAUGGAGACCAAGUCUGCACCGAAACGACGCAAUGGAUUCAAUUCAUUCAAGUUGGUAACGAUGCACAAGCAUCAACAGCCCUACAAGACUGUAUGUAUGAAUGCACAUGUGCUUGACGCUAACAAGAACGAAAAAGUGGACGAUGCGCUGUCCAAGGUGUACAGGAUUCGAGACAUGGUCGACACGCUCCCAUAUUCAUCACUUCGAUUCGACUCACAGCUUAUUUUAAAGGCACUACUGGGUGGAAUCAACCGACGUCUUGAUCGGCAGGCACCCGCGUCAACAACUGUCUAG